AUGGCUUCUUCAUUCACCGCAAACCCCGAUAUGAACUUGAAUCCAUUGCGCAAAACGCGAAAGAAAAUGGGGAAGGAAACCCAGUCCCAAAUGAAUACAACAGAGAAAAUGGGUCGUGCUAGAUGGGGAACCGAAACGGAGCAAAAGAUCUACGCAUCGAAGCUCGUGGGCGCUCUCCGCCAUCUCCGCCGCCCCGAAUCCCCGUCUCCCUCCGCCUCGGGUCGUGCUGUACGUGAGGCCGCCGACAGAAUCCUCGCCGUUUCAGCUAAGGGAAGGACUCGCUGGAGCCGGGCUAUUGUCACGGGUCGACUCAGCCUCAGACUCGCUCAGAUCAAUAAGAAACACAAGAAGAUGUCAAAACCGACAACUGGUGAUUCCACGUCGAAGAAACGGGCCUUCAAGAAGAAACUGCCACCUGUGCAGAGUAAACUGCGGAUUUUAGGCCGGCUAGUUCCCGGUUGCCGGAAUCUUUCAUUGCCUAACCUUCUGGAAGAAACAACUGAUUACAUUGCGGCUCUGCAAAUGCAAGCCAACGCGAUGACUUUUCUCACUGAACUCCUCACCAACGGCAGCUCAUUAGCCGCUUCGUCGGAUCGGCCCGGCUCGGAUCAGUAG
Fraxinus pennsylvanica is the source of this 615-nucleotide messenger RNA. The record is from the annotation of a GenBank genome assembly. NCBI's taxonomy places the organism in Eukaryota, Viridiplantae, Streptophyta, Magnoliopsida, Lamiales, Oleaceae.